GUGUUUUAGUCUGGAAGGCACAGAUGAUCAGCGUUGCGGAGAUCCCAGGAGUAAAAGUAAAACCGAUCUGGUUGUGCUAAGAAUAAACUAGUAGCCACCAUCAACGCGAUCUCGAUUGUAGCAGGGGGUUGCGAUAGUCGAUUCUAUUUUUGCACCUUCAACUCAGUUGUUCUUUAUUAGGCGUCCUUGUUUUUAGUUUCAUCCGAUGCGCUUGUUCUUGACACAGUAGCUGUGUAUUGACAGGACGAGGUACAGCAGGAUCAUACAUUAUAUCUCUUUCUCUACUAUCGUACGUAUUUCGUCUGUUCAGAAGCAUUAACACAAAAAUUAAUUUUGUUCCUACACGUAGAGACGCAUGACAAGUCGAGACGAUUAUAUCUCGAGGAAAGAAUCUAUGUCUAUCUAGAACCGUUGCUUUUUAGCGACACGACCCUUCACAAAAUGGGCAAAGAAUAUCAGGGCACUACCAAUCUCUCAUCCGCAGCGCAGGGGGUGGUCGCUGAGGCGUCAGAACAGGAGUACGCAGCGCAAAUAUGUUUGGGUCUGCUGGAAGACUGCAAGUUGUGCCAUGUUUGGCUAGUAUGAAUUUCAAAUCUGUCAUGCGCAUGACCAGGAUCCCCCGUUUCUUGUCACGCAAAUUCACUGUUUGUGAUGCAAAAUAGCUAACACGUGCUGGCAGUUCAAAAAGUUUUCAUGCUCCAGGACGGUCACUUGAGGUGUCGGCGUCCUUGUGUUUCGUUGUACUCCAGCAUGGUCACAAGUAUCGAGACCCAGGCAACCUAGUUGCAAUGCAUCACAAAGACGAGGAUGUCAUUAUGGAGGACGGGGAAACCGAGGUUGUCAUACCGUAUCACGGAGAAAAACACCCAUGCUGCAGUGUCAAGAAUAUGUAACUCGUCAUGCCCAGUAUUUGGUUCGCAGAUUCCGGGAACAUCCACGAUUCAGAUUGGCGAGUUGCAAAUAUCGGAAACAAGACAGACCUUCACGUUUCCGUUGUCAUGUGGCCCCGGCUCGCAACCCAACGCACUAUACUAGAGACGAUUUCGGAUAAUUCAGUAUUGGUGUGUUUUUUUUCCCGCAUAUGCCACCAGAAUUGAUGGCAGCAGGGCCUUUCCGAAAGUUGAUGCGCGGCACGAACGCCAUGAAGGUACAGGACAAAAUUAUCUUGUGUAAAAGAACUUCAUCUUCAUAUUUGCUGUCCAAAUCUGCAUUUGUUAGAACAUCACACGACUACUGCAACUUUCCGCUCCCAGGCACGAAAACCGGAGUUUCAUAAUAGUUUCUACUUUAUUUAUAGCAAGUUGGCUCUGUGAGGAAAAUAAGUGGCAGUUCAGUCAGUACUCACAAGUAGUGCUGUGUGGAGCAGGACCCCAUUUGUCAUGCGUGUUUUGUACAGAAUCAGAAUCUGGACUUGUGGUAAGUACUGGGUGCUCACCAACGUCGUGAAUAUGGGGUGCAAUUAUUUUUUCACUGGAUGGAGCUGUUGGUGCAGUCGUUGCAGGUAUCCUAAGUAAAAAUGUCCCCAUCGCAGAAUCAAGUUAGGAUCAGCAUGAAACACAAAUCCAGAAAUUUUGGAAGUCACGCAUGACAACUUUCUCGCACAUUAGCAAGGGCGGCCAUCGCCCCAGUAACAGUAUCCUGUUUACAGCAUUAGAAAUGCCAAAAUAUCAUUGCAACUAGCUCUCUUGGGGAUCCGCAUUACAGGCGAUCCUGUAAUUGCAACUCUGCAUGACAACUCUGGGUUAGGGACGUUUUUGCUCAGGAUGGCAGACUUACCGCUUUUACGCCCUGACCCACGCGGAGAUCGCAAAGUUGCGCAUGGCAACGGUAUAAGAUUGAAACAGAGUGCCCCGUAGUCAGAAACUUUGAUAGAUUGCAGUACCGCGGGCAACUACUUAGUGGAAACUUCUGCAAAUGCAAAUGGUACUACAGGUCCUCUGGCAAGAACAUCAUCCAGAUAUAACAAUUAUUUCCGUGACUUAGUCGUGAUCCAGAGUCUUACAACUGGGCUGUUGCAGCUGCUGCCGCUACAGGGCGAGCUUCGCAACCCCUAGUUUUUUGCAGUACAAACGCUCGCUGUCCUCCUGUACAUCAAUAAACUUGCAUGUGCACGAAGGGCAUGAAAAUCCCCUACGGUAAUUUUCUGGGGCCGGGGCGGUUUGCGUUCUGAUAGACGAUCGGGGAGGUCUUCGAGUUCCAGCGCAGAGCCGGG
Messenger RNA from Amoebophrya sp. A120, 2212 nucleotides. Lineage: Eukaryota; Dinophyceae; Syndiniales; Amoebophryaceae. The record is from the annotation of a GenBank genome assembly.